Messenger RNA from Melozone crissalis (California towhee), 5733 nucleotides. It is a transcript of the gene ADAMTS20, whose product is annotated as ADAM metallopeptidase with thrombospondin type 1 motif 20. Bases 1 to 5733 code for a protein of 1910 amino acids. The record is from RefSeq and is a predicted model, not a curated record. Gene Ontology annotation, molecular function: zinc ion binding; metalloendopeptidase activity. Gene Ontology annotation, cellular component: extracellular matrix. Lineage: Eukaryota; Metazoa; Chordata; Aves; Passeriformes; Passerellidae. Gene Ontology annotation, biological process: proteolysis; extracellular matrix organization. The transcript is spliced from 39 exons.
AUGCGGGGGGCGAGGCGGCUGGCGGCUCUGCUGUGCCCCCUCUCCCUGCUCGUCACCGCGUCGUGGGGAGUCCGCUUCCACCCCGGACAAGAGACCUUGGUGAAGCAGCUCUCCUCUUACGAAAUCAUCACACCUGUCCGAGUGAAUGAGUUUGGAGAAGUUUUCCCGCACACGCAUCACUUCAGAAGGAGGAAAAGGAGUUUGGAGGCACAGCUGGAGCCCGCUGCUUUCCGGACACAUUACCAGCUCAGAGCAUACGGGCAGGUCUUCCAGCUGAACUUGAGUGCUGAUGCAGGCUUCCUCGCUGCUCAGUACACGGUGGUGCACGUCGGGGCCCCGCAGAAACAGCCGUCCCCUGAUUUGCGGCACUGUUUUUACCGCGGGCAUGUCAAUGCCCAGGAAACGCACAUGGCUGUCUUCAGCAUCUGUGGUGGUUUGAUGGGCACCUUCAAGGCACAUGAUGGUGAAUACAUUUUAGAACCUCUGAUGAAAGCGGAUGGAGGUGAACAUGAAGAUGAACAUAACAAACCACAUCUUAUAUACAGGCAUGAUGAACUUAAAAAAGAGUAUCAGAAAUCCUAUAAACCUUGUGAAGUUUCAGAGAAAGAGUUGCAGAAGAGCACUUUAUUACAUCCAACCUUCAGCAGUUUAGAUGAAAAGAGCAGCAUUUUACAGAAGUCUCUCAGUUCAGAGUAUGCUUUAAAUAACAUCUCCACAGAGGAUGGUGGCAAUCCACAUUCCAGGAAGAAACGUUUUCUUUCCUAUCCAAGAUAUGUAGAAGUGAUGGUCACAGCUGACACCAAAAUGGUUCGUCACCAUGGGCAGAAUUUACAGCACUAUGUACUAACUCUGAUGUCAAUAGUUGCAGCUAUUUAUAAAGAUUCAAGUAUUGGAAAUCUUAUAAAUAUAGUUAUUGUCAAAUUAAUUGUAAUUCACAAUGAGCAGGAAGGACCAGCUAUCACUUUUAAUGCAGCUACCACUCUGCGUAAUUUUUGCUUAUGGCAGCAAGCACAAAACACUUUGGAUGAUACUCACCCUUCUCAUCACGAUACUGCUGUUCUCAUCACCAGGGAAGAUAUCUGCAGAGCUAGAGAGAAGUGUGAUACUCUUGGUUUAGCAGAGCUAGGUACAAUGUGUGACCCACUGCGCAGUUGUUCUGUAAGUGAAGAAAAUGGAUUGAGUGCUGCUUUUACUAUAGCACAUGAGCUUGGACAUGUGUUUAAUGUGCCUCAUGAUGAUAGUUUUAAAUGUAAAGAAGCUGGAAUUAAACACCAAUAUCAUGUGAUGGCUCCAACUUUAAAUUAUCAUACAAGUCCAUGGACCUGGUCAAAAUGCAGUCAAAAAUACAUCACUGAAUUUCUUGAUACUGGUUAUGGUGAGUGCCUCCUAGACAAACCUAGUGGAGAAACAUACCAUCUCUCCUCUCAGCUGCCUGGGUCAAUGUAUGAUGUCAACAAGCAGUGUGAGCUUACUUUUGGUAUUGGGUCACAAGUAUGCCCUUACAUGAAACAAUGCAAACGCUUAUGGUGCACGAGCACAGAAGGUGUUCACAAGGGCUGUCGUACUCAGCACAUGCCUUUGGCUGAUGGAACAGCUUGUGGUGUAGGCAUGCACUGCCGCCAUGGAAUUUGUGUGAGCAAAGAAAUGGAGCUGCGCCCUGUAGAUGGAGAAUGGGGACCAUGGGGACCAUAUAGCUCGUGUUCAAGAACUUGUGGAGGUGGAAUCAAGAGCACCACCAGGCUGUGUAAUCGACCAGAGCCAAGAAAUGAAGGAAGGUACUGUGUUGGUCGCAGGAUGAAAUUUCGGUCAUGUAAUACUGAUUCAUGUCCAAAAGGCAAAAAAGAUUUUCGGGAGCAACAGUGCUCUGAAUUUGAUGGUAAACACUUCAAUAUCAAUGGUCUUACCUCUGCUGUUCGCUGGCUUCCAAAGUACAGUGGUAUUGCUAUGAAAGAUCGCUGUAAACUUUUUUGCCGAGUUUCUGGAACAACUUCCUACUAUCAGCUGAAGGACAGAGUUGCUGAUGGUACUCCCUGUGGAGCAGAAACCAAUGACCUUUGUGUUCAAGGCUUAUGCAGGCAAGCAGGCUGUGAUCACGUUUUGAAUUCAAAGGCAAAGAGAGACAAAUGUGGAAUCUGUGGUGGUGAUAAUUCUUCAUGUAAGACACUUGCAGGUACUUUCAACAGUGCUCAUUAUGGUUACAAUGUUGUAGUAAAUAUUCCCAAAGGAGCAACAAACAUUGAUAUUCAACAGCACAGCUACUCAGGAAAACCAGAGGAUGACAACUACCUUGCUUUAUCAGAUGCCCACGGAAAUUUUAUCUUGAAUGGAAAUUUUGUUGUAAGCAUGUCAAAAAGAGAAAUCAAUGUACAAGGAGCCAUUUUCGAGUACAGUGGUUCGAACAAUACCAUAGAACGAAUUAACAGCACUGAUAAAGUCGAAGAAGAACUAACCUUACAGGUUUUGUGUGUAGGGAAUUUAUACAACCCUGAUGUGCGUUAUUCAUUCAAUGUCCCGAUAGAAGAUGGAAGUGAUCUGUUUGCAUGGGAUCCUUAUGGACCCUGGCAAGAUUGCAGCAGGAUGUGCCAAGGUAUUCGAAGAAGAAGAAUGACAUGUAUACGUAGAACUGAUGGUGUGGUAGUGUCUGAUCAAAGAUGUGAACUUCUACCCACUGUACCAAGUGUCUUCGAGCAGUGUAAUACAGACUGUGAAUUAAGGUGGCACAGUGUUGGCAAAAGUGACUGUACAUCAAAGUGUGGCCCAGGACAUCGGUCUGUUGCGAUCCACUGCAUGAAAUACUCUAUUGCAAGAGGACUCAGUGCUCCAGUGGAGGAUAAGUACUGUGCUGAUCAGCAGAAACCACCAGCCAGAGAGCCUUGCCAUGGUGACUGUACGUUAAGAAGUUUGCACUACACAGAAUGGUCAGAGUGUUCCAGGAGCUGUGCAAGAGGUGUCAGAACCAGAGAAGCUUUUUGUAUGAACAACUUGGGACGUCAUCUUCCUGACAGAGAAUGCCAGCAACUUCCAAGGGUUGUAACACAGAGCUGCAAUGAAUUCUUAUGUCCAAGCUGGUCUGUUACUGACUGGAGUGAGUGCCCUGUGACGUGUGGCAAAGGAAUGAAGCAUCGUCAAGUCUGGUGCCAACUUAAUGAUGAACAACUGAGCGAUGAUUUCUGUAACCCAAAUGACAGACCAGAGUCAAUAACACCGUGUGAACUUCAUGAAUGUGCAUCUUGGCAAGUAGGGCCUUGGGGAUCAUGUGCGGUAACAUGCGGACGCGGGUACCAGGUGCGUGCAGUCAAAUGUGUUACUGGGAUAUACCGCGUAAUCCUGAGCGACGACAGGAAAUGCAGUGCUGCCACUCGUCCUAGGGACAGCCAGGAAUGUGAAUUGCCCUCUUGUCCAGAAAAUACAAAAGUAUGGACUACUUCACUUCCUCUAGUUCAUGUGGGGAAGGUGACCCAAUGGAGAUAUGGAUCAUGGACCCCAUGCUCUGCAUCCUGUGGGAAGGGCGAUCGUGCUCGCUAUGUGAGUUGCAGAGAUGCUCAUGGAGAGAUAGCAGAUGAGUCUUUGUGUGCUCAUUUACCACGACCAGCUGAAAUUUCAAGCUGCUUUAGCCCAUGUGGAGAGUGGAAAGUUGGAAAUUGGUCCCCUUGCACAGUUACGUGUGACAGUGGAAUAGUAACAAGACAAGUCAUCUGUGUCAAUUAUCAUCAGCAAAUCAGUGAGAAUUACUGUGAUCCUGAAGGCCGACCUCCUAAGGAACAAGAAUGUAACAUGCCGCCAUGCCCAGUUUAUCAUCAUGUUCCAAAACUACAUGACCAUCCAAGCCAUUUUCCAGAAACAGGUUACCUCCCAAUACACCCUCCACAAGCCAAUUUAAACCAGUGGAACCGUCCUUCCGUGGGAGGGUAUCAAUGGAGAACUGGACCCUGGGGAGCAUGCUCUAGUACUUGUGCAGGUGGAUUUCACCGCCGAGUUGUAGUAUGUCAAGAUGAGGAAGGAAGAAGUGCCAGUAACUGUGAUGAGGCAACAAAACCUUCAGAGUCGAGACACUGUGAUUCUGGACCCUGCCCACAAUGGAACUUUGGGAACUGGGGAGAAUGUACUCAGACUUGUGGAGAUGGAAUAAAGACAAGACUGGUGAUUUGUCAGCUUCCCACUGGCCAAAUGUUGGGUGAUCAAAACUGUGAAAUUCUAGACAAGCCACCUAACAUGGCACAAUGUAAUGUGCAUUCUUGCCCUGGUGAUGUUUCUUGGCAUCGGGGACCGUGGAAAUCGUGUUCUGUUUCCUGUGGAAAAGGUUUGAAGUUUCGUGAUGUGCAUUGCAUUAACAGCUUCCAAACAAAAAUAGAAGAGGACAACUGCAAACAUUUGAGAAAACCACGAACACACAAAAUAUGUAGAGCUGGAAGAUGUCCUUCUUGGAAGGCCAGCAGAUGGAAAGAGUGCUCUGCAUCCUGUGGAGUAGGGGUUCAGCAAAGGGACAUCUCCUGCCAGGUGUCAGGCCUGGCGCGGGUGAGUGACGCCCUGUGCAGCCGCGACCGGCGCCCCGCCAGCACGAGGCGCUGCCAGCGGCCCCCCUGCCCGCAGCACCACUGGCUGGCACAGCGAUGGGGAAAUUGUUCAGCAUCAUCUAGAAGAAAGGAGAUCUACAGGAAAGUAAAAUGUGUGAAUGAAAACCAGCUCCAAGUCGAUGACAGUUUCUGCGAUCCUGCCACAAAGCCUCCAUCAUCCAAAACCUGUGGAGUAUCUCCCUCUAAAUAUGUUGUGCUCACAGGAGAACUGUCACAGUGCUCAGAGAGCUGUGGGUUUGGUCAGCAGCAGAGGAUCCCCUACUGUGUUGGAGUCCACUCUGUGCAAAGGCGGCGCAUGCGCGGCCUUCGGGCUGUAGCGUACCCAGCGUGCCCGGUACAGCCAUCCCCCUACAUUUACAGAUGCAACCUCAAAGGAUGCUCACAAGCAGCUACCUGGACAGUGGGGAAGUGGACCAAAUGCUCAGCAUCUUGUGGAGUGGGGAUAAAGCAGAGGACAGUUGAGUGUAUGACUGAAAAUGGCUUAUCUAGUGACUUGUGCCUGCCCCAUUUUAAACCAGCUGCCAGAAAGAUCUGCCAUGAGAAAGAAUGUGAAAUUCUUACCACCUGCAAAGAUAUGCAGAUUAAAAAAGGGAUGAGAAGGGAUGGUGAAUACCUACUUAACAUUAAGGGAAGAAUGAUAAAGAUUUAUUGCUCAGGCAUGAAUUUAGAGAACCCCAGAGAAUAUUUGACAUUGGUAAAAGGUGAAGCAGAAAACUUUUCUGAAGUAUAUGGAUACAGGUUGCAGAACCCAUAUGAAUGUCCCUUCAAUGGAAGCAGAAGGCAAGACUGUGCCUGUCGAAAUGAUUACCUUGCAGCUGGCUUCACGAUUUUUAGCAAAAUAAGAUUUGAUGUGGCAUCUAUGCAAAUUAAAACUACAGAUUUUCUUUUUGCUCAGACUAUACUGGGGAGAGCAGUACCAUUUGCUACAGCUGGAGAUUGCUACAGUGCCGCCAGAUGUCCACAGGGCCAGUUCAGCAUUAACUUGGCUGGUACAGGUCUGAGAUUAUCCAGUACAGUGAGAUGGAUUGCUCAGGGCAACUAUGCCACUGCUGACAUACACAAAUCCCACGAUGGUACUAAAAUAUAUGGAAGAUGUGGAGGAUUUUGUGGAAAAUGUGUUCCUAACACAAUUAUUGGUCUCCAACUUCAAGUACAGUGA